This is a messenger RNA of Penicillium soppii, 2325 nucleotides long. RefSeq names its product 3-isopropylmalate dehydratase LEU1 (gene luA). Gene Ontology annotation, cellular component: 3-isopropylmalate dehydratase complex. The transcript is spliced from 2 exons. The record is from RefSeq and is a predicted model, not a curated record. Gene Ontology annotation, biological process: L-leucine biosynthetic process. The coding region runs from base 1 to 2325 and encodes 774 amino acids. Gene Ontology annotation, molecular function: 3-isopropylmalate dehydratase activity; 4 iron, 4 sulfur cluster binding. Lineage: Eukaryota; Fungi; Ascomycota; Eurotiomycetes; Eurotiales; Aspergillaceae.
AUGCCUUCUGCAGAGUCAAAACCCAGGACCUUGUACGACAAGGUCUUCCAGGACCACAUCGUCAAUGAGCAAGAAGAUGGCACUUGCUUGAUCUACAUUGAUCGUCACCUCGUCCAUGAGGUCACCUCUCCCCAAGCCUUCGAGGGUCUUACCAACGCCAACCGCAAGGUCCGCCGGCCGGACUGCACUUUGGUUACUGUUGAUCACAACAUCCCCACAUCUUCACGGAAAAAUUUCAAGAACGCCGCCGACUUCAUCAAGGAGAACGAUUCGCGUCUGCAAUGUACCACCCUUGAACAGAACGUGAAGGACUUUGGCCUCACCUAUUUCGGAAUGGGUGACAAGCGCCAGGGUAUCGUCCAUAUUAUCGGCCCAGAGCAAGGUUUCACCCUGCCCGGCACAACCGUCGUCUGCGGUGACAGCCAUACCUCCACCCACGGUGCUUUCGGUUCCCUCGCCUUCGGUAUCGGAACCAGUGAAGUCGAGCACGUCCUCGCAACCCAGACCCUCAUUACCCGCCGCAGUAAGAACAUGCGCAUCCAGGUCGACGGUGAGCUCCCUGCUGGUGUUACCAGCAAGGACGUCGUCCUCCACAUUAUCGGUGUCAUUGGUACCGCCGGUGGCACUGGAGCUGUCAUCGAGUUCUGCGGAUCCGUCAUCCGUGGACUUAGCAUGGAGGCCCGUAUGUCCAUGUGUAACAUGUCAAUUGAGGGUGGUGCGCGUGCCGGCAUGAUUGCGCCCGAUGAGAUCACCUUCGAAUACCUUAAGGGCCGUCCUCUGGCCCCCAAGUACGGUAGCGCCGAGUGGAACAAGGCUGUCAAGUACUGGUCCAGCCUGAAGUCUGACGCUGAUGCCAAAUACGAUACUGAUAUUUUCCUUGAUGGAAAGGAUAUCAUUCCCACCAUUUCUUGGGGUACCUCUCCCCAGGACGUGGUCCCAAUCAACGGCGUUGUUCCCGGCCCCGAUGACUUCGAGGACGAGAGCCGCAAGGCCUCUUGCAAGCGCGCCCUUGAAUACAUGGGUCUCGUCCCUGGCACCCCCAUGAAAGAUGUUGUUGUCGAUAAGGUUUUCAUCGGUUCUUGCACGAACGCACGUAUCGAGGAUCUGCGUGCCGCCGCCAAGGUCGUCAACGGCCGCAAGAUUGCCUCCAACAUCAAGCGUGCCAUGAUUGUUCCUGGAUCUGGCUUGGUCAAGCAGCAAGCCGAGGACGAGGGUCUUGACAAGAUCUUCGAAGAUGCCGGCUUUGAAUGGCGUGAGGCUGGUUGCUCCAUGUGCCUGGGUAUGAACCCUGAUAUCCUUUCUCCCAAGGAGCGCUGUGCCAGUACCUCCAACCGUAACUUCGAGGGUCGUCAGGGUGCCCAGGGCCGUACCCACCUGAUGUCCCCCGCUAUGGCCGCCACCGCUGCCAUUGUCGGCAAGCUCGCCGAUGUCCGCGAGCACGUUGUCGCCAGUCCUGUCCUCGGCAAGGCCUCUCCCAAGAUUGACGUCCAGCAACCCGCCCCAGACUCCCCCCAGACCGAGGAGGAUCUCGACCGUGUUCUCGACCAACCUGCUGAUGACCAGCCCCACACCAACACCUCCGCCACCGCCAGUGGAGGUAAGAGCACUGGCCUCCCCGCCUUCACCACCCUCAAGGGUAUCGCUGCUCCUCUGGACCGUGCCAAUGUCGACACUGAUGCCAUCAUCCCCAAGCAAUUCCUCAAGACCAUCAAGCGCACAGGUCUUGGUACCGCGCUUUUCUACGAGCUGCGUUACACCGACGACAAGGAAAACCCCGACUUUGUUCUGAACCAGGGUAUCUACCGCAACUCGAAGAUCCUUGUGGUCACCGGCCCCAACUUCGGCUGUGGUAGCUCCCGCGAGCACGCCCCCUGGGCUCUCCUCGACUUCGGCAUCAAGUGCAUCAUCGCUCCCUCCUUCGCCGAUAUCUUCUUCAAUAACACCUUCAAGAACGGCAUGCUUCCUGUUGUCGUCUCCGACGAGACUGCUCUGCAAAAGAUCGCCGAUGAGGCCCGCGCCGGUCGUGAGGUCGAGGUCGACCUCGUCAACCAGGAGAUCAAGGAUGCUCAGGGUACCAAGAUCGUCUCUUUCGAUGUCGAUGGCUUCCGCAAGCACUGUCUUGUCAACGGUCUGGACGACAUUGGUCUCACUCUCCAGAUGGAGUCUAAGAUCCGCUCUUUCGAGUCCAAGCGUACUCUCGACACCCCCUGGUUGGAUGGCAGUGGCUACCUCCGUCGUGAUCGCCGUGGCGCGACUAUGGUUGAGGCUGCUCCUGUUCCCAAGACCAACCGGGGUGAUGUCAAGAACGAACCUCUUGAGUGGUAA